AAGGAGUGUUUUUCCCUGUACGACAAGAAACAAAAAGGCAAGAUAAAAGCCUCGGACCUGAUGGCCGUGAUGCGGUGCCUGGGAGCCAGCCCGACACCGGGAGAGGUGCAGAGACACCUGCACUUGCACAGGAUCGAUAAAAACGCAGAGCUGGACUUCUCCACGUUCCUGAACAUCAUGUACAGGCAGAUGAAGCAGGAGGAGCCCGAGAAGGAAAUCCUGACGGCCCUGGCCAUGAUCGACCGGCAGAAGAGAGGCCUCAUCGCCGCUUCGGAGCUGAGGGCCAAGCUGACCCGGCUCGGAGAGAAGCUGUCAGAGGACGAAGUUGAUGACCUGCUAAAGGAAGCCAAAGUUGGGCCAAGCGGGACAAUAAAAUACGAAGAAUUUGUCCGCAUCAUUUGUCGUCCUAAAGCCGACUACUGA
Messenger RNA from Mesitornis unicolor (brown roatelo), 423 nucleotides. RefSeq names its product calmodulin-like 4 (gene CALML4). Gene Ontology annotation, cellular component: myosin II complex. Gene Ontology annotation, molecular function: calcium ion binding. The transcript has 3 exons. NCBI's taxonomy places the organism in Eukaryota, Metazoa, Chordata, Aves, Mesitornithiformes, Mesitornithidae. The record is from RefSeq and is a predicted model, not a curated record. The coding region runs from base 61 to 423 and encodes 120 amino acids.